Molecule: messenger RNA, 3501 nt
Organism: Melitaea cinxia (Glanville fritillary)
Lineage: Eukaryota; Metazoa; Arthropoda; Insecta; Lepidoptera; Nymphalidae
Gene: PAN2
Product: PAN2-PAN3 deadenylation complex catalytic subunit PAN2
Exons: 22
Coding region: 1-3015 (1004 amino acids)
Biological process (GO): nuclear-transcribed mRNA poly(A) tail shortening
Cellular component (GO): PAN complex; P-body
Molecular function (GO): protein binding
Source: RefSeq, a predicted model, not a curated record
AUGGAGUUCCAUUACACCGAUCUCGGUGUGCAGGAACAUUUAAUGGAUGAUCAAUUUCAAGCAAAAUAUUCUCAACCAUAUAUCCUAAGGAGUCAAGAGGCUGAAUAUGAGGUUCGGAGUACAGUGCUUGUUGAUGGAGGUGAUCGUUUUGGUGUCUCAGCCUCUGUGUUUGAUAAGUAUGAGGAAUUGAUAUGGAUGGGUAACCAAGGGGGUCACGUAACAUCAUACUAUGGACCAAACAUGCAAAAAUAUACAUCAUUCCAAAUUCACCACUCUGAGGAAGUCAGAGAUAUUCUGACAUUGGAUAAUGGUAUUUAUUGUCUCACUAAAACAUCUCUAAGACAUCAAAUACGUAGGGGCAUACCCAAGCACACACAUAAAUCCUCUAACAUGGUAGAUAUGCAGUGUCUAUUUCAAGUAAACUCGCACAAGUUUUUAAUAGGUGGACACCAAGACAAACUUUUAGAAUUAGACAUCAACAAGAUGAUUGAGACUGUGAUAAAAGUGCCGGAAGAGGGUUGUGCCGUAAUACGAAGUGGGGGAGGAUCGUUAGCCGCGUGUGGAAGCGCAAACGGCGUUGUUUCAUUAAGAGAUAUACGGUGUCCUGGAAAAGCGGAACAUACUUUCAGAGCACAUACUGCUUGUCUGUCUGAUUUAGACAUGCAAGGCGAUCAUUUGAUCACAUGUGGAUUUACUCAAUCGGCAACAGUUGCAGUACCAGAGCCAUAUGUACUGGUAUGGGACGUCCGUAGAGUGAAAGGCAAAGCGGCUUGGUCUAUACCCACAGUAUCACCACCGUUGUUGUUGCAUUUUGUACCGGCCGUUUCUGGUAGAGCCGUUGCUUUAGCUGGAGAUGGUCAUGUCACUUUGUUCCACGUUAAUGGAGCCCAUGAGUCUGAAUAUCAAUCUGUUUUUCAGGUCGACACCCAAAAUUCCCAAUGCAGCGUCAUGGACGUCUCUUCUACUAGUCAAGCUCUCGUGUUUGGUGAUCAGUCGGGUCAUCUACAUUUAUUCUCGGCUCAACAUAAUCACGAACCGCAUUUUAACAAUUUUUCUAGGUAUAGAGUAAUAUUUGACGUUUAUUUAAUUUCUAAUCAAAGGAUAGUAAAGCCUAUACGUAAAGUUAGAACAAAGUUGGGUCAACCUUUCCAGACUCUCGAGAAGAAAAAAAUGGCAACUGAAUUUGCAGACCCAGUACCUGAACUGCCAGCUGUCAGUUUUAACGAUACAACAUUCCAAUUCUCAUCUGUACCUUUACCUCCCCUUGCGUCCGGUACGAGAUGGUUCAACGAGUUACCACCUGAAUUCUUUAAGAAAGUUUAUAGGAAACCAAAGCCAAUUGAUCCUGAAGUCUUAAAAACUAUGAAGAUGCAGGGUCCAAUCGGUUACGCUCCAAAUCCAAAGACUCAUAGACGAAACGAGAUGCCCUACGUUGAAGACAAUUUAGAUGAAUUGAAGAAGAACGAUGCCAAUAUUAAUGUCCAGCCAAUUCCUAGACAUUACUUGAAAUCUGAAAUGCGUUUCAAUAAAUUAGUGCCAAGUGAAGACGAGGUAGUUAUAAAUAGGACGGGCUUGCCUGGUCUUGAAUCGACAGUUCCGAAUUCCUAUUGCAACGCAAUGUUACAGGUGCUAUACUACAUUCCACCAUUGAAGGCAACGUUGUUGGCGCACACUUGCGCAAAAGAAUUUUGUCUCAGUUGCGAAUUGGGCUUCCUGUUCCGCACGCUGGACCGCUCGGGCGGCUCGGCGUGCGCCGCCAGCAACUUCCUGCGCGCCUUCCGCACCGUGCCCGAGGCCGCGGCGCUCGGCCUCAUCCUGCCCGAGCGCGCCGAGCGCCCGCCCGACCUCGCCGCGCUCAUACAGAGUUGGAACCGGUUCAUCCUUCAUCAAAUACACUAUGAAAUACUCGAUACACGUAAAAAAGAAAAAGAAAUGGCCUUCCUAGCACAAAAUACAAGUACUCCCAAACCUAGAAUCAAUAACACAAGACAAAUGAAUGGACAAUACGAGUAUCCAUAUAAUAAUGAGCUCGAGUUCCUGGGCCCCUCGGAGUAUGAAGAUGAGUUGGAUGAGGAACAAUGGCGGAAUAACCACGACGUUACAUUUUACCUUAUAUUUUUAGGCACGCCGGAAACAAACCACUUACAUAAUGAAAGUACUGAAACAAAUAGCCGGCAAGCUGAUAACGAGGAAUCUGAGAUAUCGCAACUAUUCGCUAUCGGACGACAGCAAGUUAACAAGUGUAUGAAGUGUAACAAAGAGGAGGAGCGCGAGUCGGCGGCGCUGGCGUGCGCGCUGCAGUACGCGGAGGGCGCGCGCGGGUUCGUGGAGCUGGUGCGCGCGUCGCUGGCCGCGCGCCGCGCCACGCCCGCCUGGUGCGAGCGCUGCGCGCGCUUCACGCCCACCACGCAGCGCGGCCGGAUCCUCAGGUUGCCUCCAAUCUUGGCCAUCAAUUGUGGUGGUGUGACAGCUCAGGAGAAGGCUUACUGGGCGAAGGGUGUCCAAAAAGAAUUGGAAGUUUCAAAAAGACCUGGAACGAGUAAGCCUUGUCGUUACGGUUCACAUUGUGCGAGACCUGGUUGUCGGUUUAAACACCCGGAAAGACCAACAUCAACGCAACAAUGUAACUCUCUGAAGAAUUCAUCGCAGGAAAGCAAUUGUGUUUUGCCACAUCAGUUACAUAUUCGACUGCAAUCUGAUGGAGAGGUUAUUAUUAAUGAAAAGACUGAUUCACCAACAGACAUACGACCAGAUAUUAAUAAGCAUAAGAAGAAACCGGUAACCACAAGAUCGGAACAGGAAUACAACUUAACGGCUGUAGUUGUCUGUGUCGAGGACAAUCCGAAAAAUUUAGUUUCAUACGUUCGAGUACCGGAUAAAAAGGACGAAAUUAGAUGGUUCUUAUUCAACGAUAUGACCAUAAUCCAAGUGAACCAAGAUGAAGUAGUCCAAUUUAGUAGCUGGUGGAAAUCACCGUGCGUCGUUUUCUACUCUAGCGCGGGGCUCGACUCAUAGCCGAUGCUUGAGUAUGGGCCGAACAACGAGCGAUGCUAUGGCCCAUACGAAAUUUACGGUACAAACUACGAAGUACCAGCCGAAGAGACCUUCACGAUACGAUGAGCAUAUUAUAAUAAAGUCUGACGGAAACUAAUAGUACGAAAUGUUAAGAAUAUUCUGGAAGUAGGUUAGUAGAUUAAAAAAUAAUUCCUAGCAAAAUGGAGUAUCGCUUUUGAGAAAGAUUAAUAUAUAAUUGUUACGUAUAUUUUGGUAAAGGACGGCGCUACCAUGAUUACACAAUUUUGUGUAAACGCUAUAUUAUUAUAUUUUUAUUUUUUAUGUAAAGAUGACGAUUUUAUUUUAUUUUUAAAUCUUGAAGCUAAAAUGUUUGUGGACUUAAUCAUUUCAUUUUCUUUUAUCUGCUGAGGCAGUUUAUAUACCAAAUAUCAGAUAUUAAACAAUUUUUGUUUUGCUUUUUUUAAUAAACUAUAUUUUUCUUCUUUA